Anoplophora glabripennis (Asian longhorned beetle) is the source of this 2703-nucleotide messenger RNA. It is a transcript of the gene Sec63, whose product is annotated as translocation protein SEC63 homolog. Lineage: Eukaryota; Metazoa; Arthropoda; Insecta; Coleoptera; Cerambycidae. Gene Ontology annotation, molecular function: RNA binding; transmembrane protein transporter activity. The record is from RefSeq and is a predicted model, not a curated record. Bases 125 to 2401 code for a protein of 758 amino acids. The transcript is spliced from 10 exons. Gene Ontology annotation, cellular component: Sec62/Sec63 complex. Gene Ontology annotation, biological process: post-translational protein targeting to endoplasmic reticulum membrane; SRP-dependent cotranslational protein targeting to membrane.
ACCCACAUUUCUGAACCACCUCUUCCCAACUGUAAAUUCCUUAAAAUGGCGGCUGUCAGUGUUAUUUAAAAGAUUUUUUGACACGUUGGAGCCCUUAAUUACUUUCAAGUGAAAAUUUUUUAAAAUGGGCCAAAAAUUUCAAUACGAUGAAAGUGGAGGGACAUUUUUCUAUUUCUUAUUAUCAUUUCUAGCUUUAAUUUUAAUACCAGCAACAUUUUAUUAUUGGCCACGAAAGAAGAAGAGAGAUCCCCAAGAAGAAAGUAAAGAAUGCAAAUGUCCGGGAUGUAUCACAAAAAGAGAAUAUUUAAAAAAUGCCAAGCCCUGGAAAGGGCCAAAGAACUUUCUGAUAAAGUUAGUCAUAAUAGCCGGUUGGGUAAUUUUAAUUCUACUCGCCUACAAAGUCUCACAGUUCGAUUACGAAAUGGCUAAUUUCGAUCCAUAUGAAAUACUAGGAAUUCCCGUAGGUGCUAGCAACAGUGAAAUUAAGAAGGCUUACAGAAAGCUCUCGCUUAUUCUGCAUCCUGAUAAGGACACAGGAAAUGAAAAGGAGUUUAUGAAAUUAUCGAAAGCCUAUCAAGCUUUAACGGAUGAAGAAGCGAGGAGAAACUGGGAGAAAUACGGCAAUCCAGAUGGUCCCGGUGCCAUGAGUUUCGGUAUAGCUUUGCCGUCCUGGAUUGUAGAAAAAGAAAACAGCGUUUGGGUGCUUGGUUUGUAUGCUCUUGUCUUUAUGGUCGCCCUUCCCAUUGUGGUUGGUACUUGGUGGUAUAGAAGUAUCAAAUUCACUAGCGAUCAGGUGCUUUUAGAGACGACGCAGCUUUAUUACUAUUUCUUCCACAAGACUUCUAACAUGACCCUGAAGAGGGUCAUAAUGAUCUUAGGUGCCAGUCUCGAAUUCGACAAAAAGCAUAACUCCGAAAUAGUGGAGCAGCAGUCCGAUAACGUCGAAUUUCCGCAACUGAUCAAAAAGUUGCCAAACCUCAACGAGAAGAACAAGGAGUUCCCCUUGGGCUGCAUGUACAGUAUUAAAGCUCGUGCAAUAAUUCAUGCACAUUUGAGCAGGAUUCCCCUUAAUCCCGAAACGUUGGAGCAGAACCGGAGGUACAUUAUUGGAAAGUGUCCGUUCUUGAUUCACGAACAGGUCAACUGCGUGAAUCAGAUCAUCCUGCUGGCAUAUUCCAGGCGAGUUCCGAGACUGCCCAGCAUCGAAACUGUAGAGAAUUGCAUGAAAUUGUGCCCGAUGGUGGUCCAGGGCCUGUGGGAGUUCAAGUCGCCCCUGCUGCAGCUGCCUUACAUAAACGACGACAACAUGAAACAUUUCAUGUCGAAACGGAGGCAGAUCAAGUCCCUGCAGCAAUUCGCCCAACUCAAAGGCGAAGAACGUAGGAACUUGUUGAGGAAUUUGUCCGAUGAGGAGUACGAGAACGUCAUGAAGGUGCUCGGGAGGAUGCCUUACGUCGAUUUCCAGAUUCAAGUGGAAGUGAUGGACGACGACAACCCGACUGAAGUCACCGCCGGUGCCAUCGUGACGGUUACGGUAACCUUAAUGAGGCAAGACAUGAGCAUCCUGUUUGGAGAUGAGACCGUUAAGGAGGCUCCGGUGAUUGCGGAGAACGGGGUGGAAGAACCCAAGGAAGGUGCGGCAGAACCCGAGAUUGAGUCUGUUAAGAGACCCGUGUGGCUUAAACAGAAACGAGGUGGCGGGAAGAAAACGAAGAAAUCCAGCAAGCAAGUCACUAAACCGGUCGUCAACGCGACGAAACCGAAGGCCGAGGAGUCGCCUAACCCGUCUGAGAAUAAAAAGGAGAAGGAAAAACAAGAAAAACCCAAAGUGAAGGAAGCAAAGGAUGAAGACGAGACGGAUAAAUCCGAUGAAAGCGACGCGGACACCAACGAGAACAAUGAUAAGUCCUCGGACGAGAGCGUUGUAAAUAAUAAUAAGUUCAAUAACGAGGAUGACGAUCAGGAGUGGGAGAAAUUCCGUAAGAUCCACGACAGGGAGAAAUCGCUGGAAGGAAAGUCGACGUCGUCUCAUACCGUUCACUGUCCGCUAUUCCCGUACGACAAGCAGGAAUACUGGUGGACAUACAUUUGCGACAGGAAGUCCAGGACGCUCCUCACGGCACCCUAUCACGUCACGAGUCUUGUUGAAAGGGAAACUAUUCAUCUGAAGUUCACGGCGCCCAAUUGGCCCGGAGUGUACACUUUUACAGUCUGUCUACGAUCGGAUUCCUACAUAGGAUUCGAUCAACAAAAAGACAUAAAGUUGGACGUCAAGGAGGCGCCCGCCGAGAUCACGGAACACCCGCAGUGGGAAUUCGAGGAUUCAGAGGAAGAAGGCCCGGCGGAGAAUAACGAUCACGAAUCCGAGUACACGACCGAUGAAGACCUGCCGGAAGACUAAACUUUUGGUCACGUGUGAGAAUCUAUACUUAUUUAUUUAGUUUAUUAUUCGUUUUAACACUGAAUCUACCAAAAAAAUGAUUCUCGACUUUACGAGAAGUGAUUUUUUUUUAAAUAUAUUAUCGGGAAUAUUUAUUUUGUAAUUUACAUUUUGUUUCUGGUAAUCUUUAAAUGUAAGAGUGAGAGCGGUUUUGCAUUUGAAUUAUUAUUGAAUUUAGUAAAAUAAUUUUCUGUAUGGUGCAAAAAUUUUUUAGUUUUUUUUUCGAGUAAUUAUUUCUAAAGUCGGUAACCCUUAAGUGUAAG